Molecule: messenger RNA, 912 nt
Organism: Sclerotinia sclerotiorum 1980 UF-70
Lineage: Eukaryota; Fungi; Ascomycota; Leotiomycetes; Helotiales; Sclerotiniaceae
Exons: 3
Coding region: 1-912 (303 amino acids)
Source: RefSeq, a predicted model, not a curated record
AUGCCUUCCCUCAAACAAUUUCUUCUCCUAACCCCCGCCCUUUUCUCUGCAAUCCACGCCCAAGGCGUACUCCUCUCAGCUCAAGGAACCAAAGGCUCCCCUGCCUCUCUUCCCCUCCAAGUUCAACUCAACACCAAUGACGUAAAUAUAAUCAACGAGGCCGAGAUUAACAGCAACGUCGUAAAUGAAUGUGGACGCACAAUUCUCAAUGGCAAUAUCGAUAUUGGCGAAAAUACCGAAACACAAUUGGCUAAUAAAACCGUGACAUCCGUCACGAAAGGAAGUGUCGUUAAUGUGGUGAUAAAGCAAGGAGGUACGAAUGGAAAGGGUCCGUAUAAGUGUGAUAUGGAUCCGACAAGUAACGGGUUGGGAUCGGGACAGACGAAAUUGGCCGUUAAGGAGACAGAUGUUAAAGGGGGAAAUAUUAAUUUGGCUGUUACUAUGCCGAGUAAUAUGAGUUGUAUUGGUGCUUCUACUGGAAAUAUCUGCACAGUCCGUUGUUUUAACGCAGCAACCGCUGGACCAUUCGGUGGUUGUUUUGCCGUGAUGCAGACGGAUGAGACUGCUAGCAAGAAUACGCCUGGGACAAUUGCCACAGCGCAGACUUUGAAGGGCGUUGAGGCACAGGUUUUACAAAACAACAAAGAUCUCCCCGCCGCCAUGAAAGCAAACUCCGAAGCAACGCUUAACGAACAAGGAAUUUUUGCCGUAGAAGCACUUCUCAGCUCUUCCCUAGCAGCUGUUCCUACUGUUGCCGCGAAGGCCGCGGCUACUCCUGCCGCUGCUGCUGCUGCUGCGGGAAAGAAGAAUGGAAGUGGCAAUGGAAGUGGGAAGAACGGGAAAGGGAAUGGAAAUGGGAGAUUUGGAGGGGGUAAUGGGAAUGGGAGGUUUCCGAAGACGUUUUUUGCAUAG